CAUAUUAUUGGUUAUUCAUUGGCAUAUAAAACACAUGGGGCUAUUAUUUUUUACCUUAAUGUAUAAAUAAAUAAAUUACAAAAACAAUUUAACGUAUAAACUUUGCGUAUAAAGAAACUGUACAUUUUUAUCGUUGGCAACACUUUUAGCAGCUGUCACUCUCACGCCAAUCAGUCGCCGAUGGCGGUAGUGCUCUUGACAUUCGUGUGUGUAAUUAUUUCUGCUGGAAAGUGAACAAUAUACCUAAGUGAUAUCAGUGACUUUUUCGAUUGUAUUUUUGUUGUUACUACUGGUUUAAAAUAUCGAUUAUUUGAUUAUUCUAUCAAUCAUGACUUCAAUCUGAAGACUGUGUAAGUGUGUACCAGCAGGAAAGCAGCACCUAGGCCACAAUGUUCCAGAAACCAACUUUCGGAGCCAAUUCCUCGGGCUUCGGCUCCUUCAAUGCGGGUGCGACAACUUCCUCCCCCUUCGGCGGGGGCUUCAAGAGCACAACCAACAGCGCUUUCGGCGCCCCGCCGGCCUUCGGGGCCGCCGCGCAGCCCGCGGCUGGAGGUGGUUUGUUCGGGUCGAACAACACUUCAAGCGGAGUUUUUGGCUCAACAAACACAUCUGGGUUCGGUUCCGGAGGAGGCUUCGGAGGGUUUGGAGCCAGCUCGUCAGGUGGGGGCCUGUUCGGGGCCUCGCAGCCUGCUCCGCUGUUCGGGGCGCAGCAGCAGCAGCCCUUCCAGGCGAAACCAGCAGGCUUCGGGUUCGGCGGCACGUCGACCAGCACAGCGGGCACCACGCCAGGUUCGACUCUGUUCGGGGCAGCACCGGCCACGGGCGGCAUGUUCGGCCAGCAGCCCGCCAUGGGCGGCACGCUGUUCGGCAAUAAUACCGGAGGCUUCGGACAACAACAAACCGCCACGGGUACAGCUCACGCGAAAUACAACCCAGUAGUUGGCACCGACGUGGUCGUCAAGUCCGGGACGUCACAGAACAUCAACAUCAAGCACCAUUGCAUCACUUGCAUGAAGGAAUACGAGAACAAAUCCUUGGAAGAAUUGAGGCUUGAAGACUACACGGCGGGCCGCAAGGGGGCGCAGGGCGGAGGGGUGUUCGGCUUCAGCCAGCCGCAGGAGAACAAGCCGCUGUUCGGCGGCUCCACGUUCGGCGCGCCGGCCACGACGAGCGCGGGCGUGUUCGGCGGCGGCGCGCUCGGCGCCUCCACCACCGGCUUCGGGAACACCAGCACAUUUUCAUUCGGCGGCGGCGCGCAAAACACGACGCAAACCAACUCCUUAUUCGGAGCCAGCAAACCCGCCUUCGGGGCCACCUCCACUGUCGGUACUGGCUUGUUCGGGGCGACGACCACACAGACGCCUACGUUCGGCACCGCCACGUCUACCUUCGGAGGGUUCGGGACCAACACAGCCACGCAGCCAAGCACAGGCCUGUUCGGCGCCAAGCCGGCCACGACGGGGUUCGGGGCGCCGCCCAGCUCGGGCUUCGGCUCGUUCGGCGCGGGCGGCGGCCUGUUCGGCGCCAAGCCCGCCACGCAGGCGCCCACCUUCGGCCAGGCUGCACCAGCAUUCGGAUCCCUGAACACAUCAGGUUUCGGCACCACGACAAGUACUUCAGGAGGUCUGUUUGGGGCUAAUAAUACAUUUGGGAAGCCCGCAACACAACCCACUUUCGGCUUCAACCAGCCCACACUCGGCGGCGGGCUGGGCACGAACACGUUCCAGGCGAAGCCCGCCGGGCCGGCGUUCGGCUCGCUGGGCGGCGGCUCGCUGUUCCAGCAGCCGCAGCAGCAGAACACCUUCAAAACUGAUGGUCUAGGAGGUGGGCUGGGGGGCGGCAUGUUUGGUAACACAAGUAGUCUGGGCGGGCUGGGUGGUCUGGGCACGCAACAGACAUUCGGCACGAACACCAGCUUCAUGGGACAGAGCGGUCUGUCGGCCGCCCCUCAGAACAACGUCCACGAGCAGAUCCUGUCGCUCGUGGCCCGCCCCUACGGGGACUCGCCGCUCUUCAAGGACCUGGUGCCUGAUACUUCCACAACAGCCGAAGAUGCUCUAAAGCCCACAAAUCCAGCGGCCGUGGCCGCAGUGCUGGCCAACGAUGCCAACUACAGAGUGGGCUCCUCGGUCUCACGGCUCACAGUGCUGCCCAGGGCCACCUCGCACCCUCAGGUACACAAAUCACUGUUCGACGGUCUGGAAGAGUACGACGCCAGUAUGGACGACCAACUGACGCUCAAGCCGAGCAGAAAGCGGCUCGUGCUGCGACCCAAGAACACCGCCACACCAGAACCAGAAACACAGAACAGAUCGUUAGACGAGCAGAAUCACAGAGAUGUGCCCACCCAGACGGAGAAAGAGAGGAUGGACGUCAACUCCAACGAUGACCCAGACGGACGACGGAAUCUUAGCAACAACAACAAUAUAGUAUUCAGUUCGGAGAAACGUGUCAGUGGCUCUCCAAAGGCGCCAUGGACCGAUAAAGAUAGACACAGCGAAGAAGAGCCUACUUCCCGACUCUACCCAGAUUUAGAUAAGGAGCUACCAGCACAGUUUGCGGAACGCAGAUCUAGUUGGCUAACAACGAAGCCCCUCCGCAAAUCGCUGCCUUCCGCAGCCGAAACAUCCGCCGAACAUUCGGUGCGGGAACUCGGCGUUAGGAGCGAAAGAGACAAGGAGAACAUCGACAGCUUGUCCGUUUCAGAGGAGGAGAGCAUGACCCGAGAACCACCGCCGGCCGCGCCGCACCCGGCGGGCGUGAAGCUUACCAGACCUGGAUACUACACCAUACCCUCAUUAGAAGAGAUGGUCGCGUACAUGCGACCGGAUGGUUCCUGCGUGGUGCCACACCUGACUAUCGGUCGAAAGAACUACGGGAACGUGUUCUACGACUGCGAGGUCGACGUUGCCAACUUAGAUCUCGACGCGUUAGUGCACUUCCUAAACAAGGAGGUUAUCGUAUAUCCUGAAGAUUCCGACAAGCCGCCGGUCGGACAGGGGCUCAACCGGCGCGCGGUCGUCACGCUGGACCGGAUCUGGCCCAGGGACAAGACGGAGAAGACCCCCAUCACGGACCCUGAGAGAUUAUUAACAAUGGACUACGAGGGCAAGUUGCGUCGUGUCUGCGACAAACACGACACAAAAUUCAUCGAAUACCGGCCGCAGACCGGCAGUUGGGUGUUCCGGGUGGAGCAUUUCAGCAAGUACGGUUUAACUGACUCCGACGAGGAGGACGACCCCACGCCGACCGUGCUCAAGCGGCAGCUGGUCAAUGAAUCUUUGCAGAAAAACGCCGCGCCAGCUCAAAUACCACCAGUAUCAGCCGCGUCCGGUCUCGGCGGCGUCGGCCCCGGGCUCGGAGGCCUGAGCAGCCUCGCCGGCCCCGGGCUCGGCGGCCUCGGCCUCAGCGGGCCCGGCCUCAGUGGCCUCGGAGCGCCCGGCUUGGGAGACGAUAGCCUGUAUGCUAUGCAGCAUACGUCGCUUGAUCUACUGGGACAGGCUGGGAAAGCCUUUGAUAUGGACACAACAGAGGACAACGGCGAGCCUCAAAGCCUCUACGACUCUACUAGAGGUUUUGGAGUGAAGAGUCCCACUGCAGAACUGGCGCGAUUGGAGAACAGACAGAGCCACCAUGUGCAGUUGAUGAAGGCAUCCAUUUACGCUGAUGACAUGGAGUUGGAUGACGGCACGUCAACGUCGACGGGCGACCAGCAGGUGCCGGCGCCGAGGAGCGUGUUCCGUCUCGCCCCGCGUGACAACCUUCCCCCCGUUGCAGAGGAGACCGGGGCAUUAGUACACUUGCCCGACAUCUCAUCUGGCGUGGAUCUACCUAUGCAGCCUCUCAUCGUGAAUCCAGAGAAAAUCGUACUCAAGUACCAUAGGAAAGUGAUGCCCUUCAAAUUGACUAUAGCUGGUAAACUGGACGCGGCGUGCAUAGCGGACCUGUCCGUGUGUCGCGCGCGCCACAGCCGCGUCGGCUUCGGUCCCGGCGGCGCCAUGGUCUUCCCUUCUACUUACGAUGCUCUCGUCGACCUGCCCAGAGCGGCACAGUUAUCAGAAAUCGGCAAAUACGUCGCGGGACGAGCUGAAGACGAUUGGAGCGAGUCCGUGGUCGCCAGGGUGGCCAUAGGACACACUGACACCACUAACAACUUCAUGAGCACGCUCACCAAGCAGAUGGAAACCCUGCUGGAAUGGUCGACGUGUGUCCCCGCGGAGGGAGCGGAGGGAGCGGAGGGGCCGGGCUGCCCGCGGCGGGCGCUGCGCGGGGCGCCGCGGGAGCGCCGGGCGGCGCUGCGCGCGCUGCGCGAGCGGGCGGCCCCGGACCGGGACAGGAGGGCCGAGUUUGGCGUGUCGGGCGCGUACUGCUACGAAGUGUGGACGCUGUGCGAGGCGCUGUGGGGCGCGGACUUGGACAACGACGGAGUUCCCGGCACAGAUGACUUGUCGAUAGUGAACCGUCACCGAGAACUGUUACGUUGGCUAACGGAGGCGGUGGCCGCCAUUACUGACCGCGAGCUGGAACGUCCUUGUAAACCAGAGGCCGAAGAUGAGUCCGAUGGGCACAGUGCACGUGUAUGGACCCUGCUGCUAGGAGGACGGUUGCUCGAAGCUUGCAAGGUGUCCAGAGACCACGGAGAUCUGCACAUGGCCUCACUUAUUGCGCAGGCGGCCGGAGACGGCGUGUUUCGCAGCCUGAUAGCGCGCCAGCUGGCCCAGUGGCGAGAGUGUGGCGCCGAGGGCGGGCUGGCGGCGGCCCGCCGCGCCUGCCUGCGGCUGCUGGCCGGCCUGCCCGCGCCGCCCGCCCGGCUCAUGGAGGCGGACUGGCUGCAGGCGCUACACGCCACCGCCAGAUACAUCUGCGCGGCCGUCCCGUCGCUCGAGCACGUGAUCCGCACGUACGAGAGCUUCUUCGUGCCGGACGCGGAGGCCGAGGCCGACCUCACCGUGGUGCUGGACGACCAGGCGGAGCUCAAGUGUCCCCUGCCUCCUUACAUGGGAGAAUAUGACGUCACCGUCCACGAUAACGGCAAGCAACGUCGCGUGCUCGACCUACGCUACGAGUUACUCAGGGCUCGGGCCUUCAACCACCGGCCUAAGUUGCACCCGGCGUCUUACACCCCCGACCCUACAGAUUACAGCUUAAGCUUCCUUCUCGGAGUGUGGUUCGGAAGUCCGUCCGUAGAGAGCAUCACUGGAGUCGCGGAGCAGCUCGAGGCGGCGGGGGCGUGGCAUCUCGCCGUGCAGGCGUUGGCUUACCACCCUAACGAUGCCGCACGCGGGCACCUGAUCCGCGGCGUGUUGGCCCGCCACGCGCCCGCGCGCGCCGCCACGCCGGAGCUGCGCGCGCGCCUGCAGCUGCUGGACACCCUGCGCGUGCCGCGCCGGUGGCUGCUGCUCGCGCAGGCGCACCGCGCCAAGUACGAGGUGAGACAAUCUAGUAUCACGCCGGAGCUGCGCGCGCGCCUGCAGCUGCUGGACACCCUGCGCGUGCCGCGCCGGUGGCUGCUGCUCGCGCAGGCGCACCGCGCCAAGUACGAGGUGAGACAAUCUAGUAUCACGCCGGAGCUGCGCGCGCGCCUGCAGCUGCUGGACACCCUGCGCGUGCCGCGCCGGUGGCUGCUGCUCGCGCAGGCGCACCGCGCCAAGUACGAGGUGAGACAAUCUAGUAUCACGCCGGAGCUGCGCGCGCGCCUGCAGCUGCUGGACACCCUGCGCGUGCCGCGCCGGUGGCUGCUGCUCGCGCAGGCGCACCGCGCCAAGUACGAGGUGAGACAAUCUAGUAUCACGCCGGAGCUGCGCGCGCGCCUGCAGCUGCUGGACACCCUGCGCGUGCCGCGCCGGUGGCUGCUGCUCGCGCAGGCGCACCGCGCCAAGUACGAGGUGAGACAAUCUAGUAUCACGCCGGAGCUGCGCGCGCGCCUGCAGCUGCUGGACACCCUGCGCGUGCCGCGCCGGUGGCUGCUGCUCGCGCAGGCGCACCGCGCCAAGUACGAGGUGAGACAAUCUAGUAUCACGCCGGAGCUGCGCGCGCGCCUGCAGCUGCUGGACACCCUGCGCGUGCCGCGCCGGUGGCUGCUGCUCGCGCAGGCGCACCGCGCCAAGUACGAGGUGAGACAAUCUAGUAUCACGCCGGAGCUGCGCGCGCGCCUGCAGCUGCUGGACACCCUGCGCGUGCCGCGCCGGUGGCUGCUGCUCGCGCAGGCGCACCGCGCCAAGUACGAGGUGAGACAAUCUAGUAUCACGCCGGAGCUGCGCGCGCGCCUGCAGCUGCUGGACACCCUGCGCGUGCCGCGCCGGUGGCUGCUGCUCGCGCAGGCGCACCGCGCCAAGUACGAGGUGAGACAAUCUAGUAUCACGCCGGAGCUGCGCGCGCGCCUGCAGCUGCUGGACACCCUGCGCGUGCCGCGCCGGUGGCUGCUGCUCGCGCAGGCGCACCGCGCCAAGUACGAGGUGAGACAAUCUAGUAUCACGCCGGAGCUGCGCGCGCGCCUGCAGCUGCUGGACACCCUGCGCGUGCCGCGCCGGUGGCUGCUGCUCGCGCAGGCGCACCGCGCCAAGUACGAGGUGAGACAAUCUAGUAUCACGCCGGAGCUGCGCGCGCGCCUGCAGCUGCUGGACACCCUGCGCGUGCCGCGCCGGUGGCUGCUGCUCGCGCAGGCGCACCGCGCCAAGUACGAGGUGAGACAAUCUAGUAUCACGCCGGAGCUGCGCGCGCGCCUGCAGCUGCUGGACACCCUGCGCGUGCCGCGCCGGUGGCUGCUGCUCGCGCAGGCGCACCGCGCCAAGUACGAGGUGAGACAAUCUAGUAUCACGCCGGAGCUGCGCGCGCGCCUGCAGCUGCUGGACACCCUGCGCGUGCCGCGCCGGUGGCUGCUGCUCGCGCAGGCGCACCGCGCCAAGUACGAGGUGAGACAAUCUAGUAUCACGCCGGAGCUGCGCGCGCGCCUGCAGCUGCUGGACACCCUGCGCGUGCCGCGCCGGUGGCUGCUGCUCGCGCAGGCGCACCGCGCCAAGUACGAGGUGAGACAAUCUAGUAUCACGCCGGAGCUGCGCGCGCGCCUGCAGCUGCUGGACACCCUGCGCGUGCCGCGCCGGUGGCUGCUGCUCGCGCAGGCGCACCGCGCCAAGUACGAGGUGAGACAAUCUAGUAUCACGCCGGAGCUGCGCGCGCGCCUGCAGCUGCUGGACACCCUGCGCGUGCCGCGCCGGUGGCUGCUGCUCGCGCAGGCGCACCGCGCCAAGUACGAGCACCUACCGGCAGUAGAAGCGGAGCACCUGGUCGGCGCCGAGCAGUGGAACGCUGCGCACAAAGUACUGCUAGAAGAAUUACUGCCCGAAGCAGUGUUGGCCGAUGACCUGCGCAGCAUAGCACCGCUGCUCGAACAGCUGAACGAGGCCGCAGAACGGCACGAGGUCAGCGGCUGGCAGCACGGAGGCCAAGCACUGCACCACUACAUCAGGGUGUGCGACGAGAUCCGCAGUCUAGUAUCGUGUAUGGAGGCCGACCGUGAAAGUGUACAGACUCGCUUAGAAGCCCUGCGGCCUCGCGUGGCCGCUGCCUGCCGCGCCCAAGCCGGCCUCGCUGUCAAAACCCCCCGGCACUGCGCGGCCCGCGCCGAGAUGGGCGCCCGCCUGCUGCAGCUGGCCGUGGCGGCGCGCGAGCCGCCCGCGCACCUGGCCGCGCUGCUGGCCGCCCUGCCGCUGCCGCCCGACUGCACCGCCACCGCCCGACAGAAGGUAUUACUGUCUCUGUGUCUGCUCUCUCUCUCAGUAUGUAAGACGCGACAGCAGAUACAGUCUCUCUCAGUUGCACCGCCCCCGACUGCACCGCCACCGCCCGACAGAAGAUCACGAUGGAGCUCGCCGAGCAGGCGUCAGAAAUGUGCAUGGAGUCGUCAGACACGUCUCCACACAGGCCGACGGUACAGGCGUAAACGAGCGAUACCCUCAACCGGGGUGAGAAGGGACGGCUGAGGCGAAUAGGGACAAAACUUAAAAUGAGAUUUACCUAAUAAUUUCUUAAUAUCUACCCAUAUAAAUUUGAAAUAAUAGUAGAUUUUGUUUGAUACACUUUGUGUGGGAGAUAUUAAGGAAUUUUCAGGUAAAACUCAAUUUAUGUUUUGGCCCUAUUCACCCCAGCCGACCCUAUUCACCCCGGUUGACGCUAUAUAAUACUUGUAGUUAAGAGGUUAACCCCGAGUCACACGAAUCUGCCGCACAAAGCCGCUUCCAUACAAUCCACGUUACGCUGUCAUUACGAACCGGCAUUAAAGCAUGUAAUUUAAGAAUUACAUGAAUCUUGGCAUGAACCUAACCAGUAAUCUAAUAGUACAUUACGAUACAGUGCGAAAAAUAGGAAAAUCGACACGAGUUGCGAAUUACCUAUUCGCACAUGUAUCGUACAACGUUUUACAGUACAUAUGGCCCUUUAAAUGUUCGACAUAGUAACGUAAUAUGCUAAUUUUCGCACUAGUGCGAUAAAGUAGCACCAUAUGUACUGUAAAUGGUAUUUUUUCUUAUUUAAUGUUUUGAAAAGAUAUGUUCUGCCGAGUUUCUUGUCGGUCCAUAUUGGGAUACCCUCCUCCAUUUGAGGGGGGAUUUAAAUCUUCUCGGAUCAGAGGUGUAGGGUUAGAGCUGGCGUAGCUUUAUUUGACGUUCAUAAGCGCAUUGUAAUAUGCCUACUUGAAUAAUAAACUACCUUUAUCUUGCACAUUAUCUUUAUUUAUAUUUAUUUAUUUAAUCUUUAUUCCACAAUACAUGAAGGUACAAAUGGCGGACGUUAUGCCUGAAGGCAUUCUCUACCAGUCAACCAAGGGGUUAAACCAGAAAGAUUAAAGUGCAGUCUCUUUUAAAUAUGUGUUAUAUAUGUGAUUUUAUAUAUUAUGUAUGGGCGUCGCCAGAGGGCGACCACUCUGUCACACUUGUAUUUGCGUAUUCUCUCAAAUAAAUAAAAUAAAAACGAGUGCUAUUGUAUGUCUUUCUAGCUGUAGAUUAUAU
This is a messenger RNA of Cydia pomonella (codling moth), 9002 nucleotides long. It is a transcript of the gene Nup98-96, whose product is annotated as nuclear pore complex protein Nup98-Nup96. The transcript is spliced from 48 exons. Gene Ontology annotation, biological process: protein import into nucleus; RNA export from nucleus; post-transcriptional tethering of RNA polymerase II gene DNA at nuclear periphery. NCBI's taxonomy places the organism in Eukaryota, Metazoa, Arthropoda, Insecta, Lepidoptera, Tortricidae. Gene Ontology annotation, molecular function: structural constituent of nuclear pore. Gene Ontology annotation, cellular component: nuclear pore; nuclear pore cytoplasmic filaments. The record is from RefSeq and is a predicted model, not a curated record. Bases 390 to 7979 code for a protein of 2529 amino acids.